Molecule: messenger RNA, 847 nt
Organism: Ananas comosus (pineapple)
Lineage: Eukaryota; Viridiplantae; Streptophyta; Magnoliopsida; Poales; Bromeliaceae
Product: NADPH:quinone oxidoreductase-like
Exons: 3
Coding region: 51-686 (211 amino acids)
Cellular component (GO): cytosol
Molecular function (GO): oxidoreductase activity; FMN binding
Source: RefSeq, a predicted model, not a curated record
GUGCUGCUAUAUAUAUUCCGCAUAAGUAGCAGCUGAAGCCGUUUAGUGGAAUGGAGGCAAAGGAACAGCAGACAGAGAUGGUAGUCCCGGCUGCAGCCGCCAGCUCCAAUUCCACCACCCCCACAAUCAAGGUCGCGGCGCUGUGCGGCUCCCUCCGCAAAGCUUCCUUUAACCGCGGCCUCAUCCGCUGUGCCACCGAGCUCUGCGACGAAUUCAUCCCCGGGAUGCGGGUGGAGUACAUCGACACCGAGCACCUUCCCUUCGUCAAUACCGAUCUCGAGGCCGGCGGCACGCACCCUCCGGUCGUGGAGGCCUUCCGCCGGAAGAUCCGCGACGCCGACUGCGUCCUCUUUGCCACGCCCGAGUACAAUUACUCCGUCCCUGCUCCUCUGAAAAAUGCCAUCGACUGGGCCUCAAGGCCGCCGAAUGUUUGGGCUGACAAGGCUGCAGCCAUCAUGAGUGCAGCAGGAGGUUCUGGAGGGAGCCGAGCACAACAGCAUUUGCGUCAGAUUGGUGUCUUCCUAGACCUGCAUUUCAUCAAUAAGCCAGAAAUAUACAUUAUUGCAAAGCAUCCACAGAAAAAGUUUGAUAUUGAAGGGAAUUUGAUCGAUCCCGACAUCAAAGAACGGCUGAAGCUGCUGCUGUUAUCAUUGCAGGCUUUCACCCUUAGACUCCGUAGCACUUAGCUCGUCUCUUCUAUUUACAUGCAUCUAUAGGGUGAAUUGUGUUUGCUAAAUGAUGCGUAUAAUAAAGAUUAAUCAUUAAAUGCGGAGUUUUCUUGUUGACGUUGCAGCAAAAUCAAAUAAAGCAGAUGAAUAAAGUUCCUUAUCAAGCCAAUUUGAUCUUA